Molecule: messenger RNA, 1599 nt
Organism: Protobothrops mucrosquamatus (brown spotted pit viper)
Lineage: Eukaryota; Metazoa; Chordata; Lepidosauria; Squamata; Viperidae
Gene: NELFA
Product: negative elongation factor complex member A
Exons: 11
Biological process (GO): negative regulation of transcription elongation by RNA polymerase II
Cellular component (GO): NELF complex
Source: RefSeq, a predicted model, not a curated record
AUGGCGUCGAUGCGGGAGAGCGACACCGGCCUGUGGCUGCACAACAAGCUGGGCUCGGCCGACGAGCUGUGGGCGCCGCCGAGCAUCGCCUCGCUGCUCACCGCCUCGGUCAUCGACAACAUCCGCCUCUGCUUCCACGGCCUCUCCUCGCCCGUCAAGCUNGGGGGGGGCAGAUUCAGCCCAGCCUUCCCGAUGAAAGGUGCCCUGACUGAAAUUAUCCAGCUGGCUACGUUGGAUCCAGACCCCUGGGUCUUAAUGGUGGCGGAUAUCUUAAAAUCCUUUCCGGAUAUUGGCUCCCUUAACCUUGACCUGGAAGAGCAGAACCCCAAUGUUCAGGAUAUCUUAGGAGAACUGCGAGAAAAAGUGAGCGAUUGUGAGUCCUCCGCCAUGUUGCCUUUGGAGUGCCAGUACUUGAACAAGAACGCCUUGACCACGCUGGCCGGCCCCUUCACGCCCCCCGUGAAGCACUUCCAGCUGAAGCGGAAGCCCAAGAGCGCCACGCUCCGAGCGGAGCUCCUGCAGAAGUCGGCAGAAACUGCGCAACAGCUGAAGAAGACUGCUGGAGUAGCUUUUCACGCCAAAGGGAGAGGAUUGGUUAAGAAAAUUGACACAACAACUCCACUCAAAGGGAUACCAAAGCAAGCUCCUUUCAGGAAUCCCACCGCUCCGAUUGUCUUCAGCCCGACAGGGAACCGGACCCCCAUUCUGUCCUCCAAAGUGCCCCUGUGCAAGGAGAGGGGCGUAAAGUACCUGGACCUCAAAGAGCUGAAAGCGGUGGGGGCCGCCUGAACCCUCCUCCGCCUUCUCCCUCCCGCAGAUACGGACGUGGUCGCAAAGCAGGCGAAGGAGGAGACGGUGGUAGAAAACGCCACCCCGGAUUACGCGGCUGGGCUGGGCUCAACCCAGAAACUGGCUUCCCUGAACAACGACCCAGCGGCGCUCGCUUCCACGAGUUACCUGCCUGCAGCGCCCAGCGCGGUGCCGUCCUCCUCUUACGUCCCGGGCUCUGACCCCCAGCCAGCUGGCUCCAUCUGGGACCCCCUGCAAGCUAAAGAAGAAGCUGCUUCAGCCACCACCACCACCACCACCACCACGACUGCCACUGCUCUCCCCGUGGCUCAGUUUAAGCAGCGGACGCCCAUGUACAAUAGCCACUUGAACCUAAUUGCCCCCACGGUGGCAGCAGCGGCGGCGGCAGCGACGGCAGCACCGGCCCCCGAGUCUCCAGCGCCUCCUCCGGUCACCGCUCCAGCAGCGCAGGGACCGCCCGGCGUUCUUCAGGAUGUCCCUGCCAAGAAGUGUCUCUCUCUCACAAAGGAGCAGUUGUUUGCAGCCCACGAAAUAUUCCAGAUGGCAAACAAAGUGACGAGGCCCGAGAAGUCUCUCAUCCUUGGAUUUAUGGCAGGAUCCAGAGAAAACCCCUGCCAAGAGCAGGGCGACGUCAUCCAGAUCAAGCUGAGCGAGCACACCGAGGUCUUGCCGAACCCCGACGGGACCGGGAGCACCACCAUGCUGGUGGACACCAUCUUCGAGAUGAAUUACGCAACCGGCGAGUGGACCAGGCUGACCAAGCACAAGCCGAUGACAAACGCCUCUUAA